CACCGGCGGGAGGGCGCACAGGCCUUCCUGUCGGACUGGCCGCAGGCCUUCUCCUCGGGUCGCGGUGACCUGAGCGGCGGCGGGGCGCUGCUGGUGUUCCUGCCGGGGGCGCCGGAGAUAAGCAGGCUGCAGCGGCUGCUCCUCUCCUCGGACAAGGUGUUGAGCGCUGCGGGCGGGUCGGCGGGGCUGCGGGUGCUGCCGCUGCACGGCUCACUGUCCUCCGCGGAACAGUCGCGGGUGUUUGGCAGGCCCCCCGCCGGCUGCUUCAAGGUGGUCCUCUCCACCAAUGUGGCGGAAACUUCCAUCACCAUCGACGACGUCACGGCGGUGCUGGACACGGGUCGGGUCAAGGAGAUGAGCCAUGACGCGGAGCGGGGCAUUCAGAGGCUGCAGGAGGGCUGGGUCAGUCAGGCGGCCGCGCAGCAGCGCCGCGGGAGAGCGGGUCGUGUCAGGCCCGGCAUCUGCUUCCGCCUCUUCAGCAGCCAGCAGUGGCGCCGCAUGCCGCACCACACGCAACCCGAGAUGCUGCGCUCGCCGCUGGAGAGCGUUUGCCUGCUCGUGAAGGGAAUGACGGAAGCCGCCGCAGCCGCCGCAGGCGGCUCCACCACCUCCACCUCCACCGAUACCCUCUCCUCCUCCGACCUUAGCAGCACCCUUGGCAGCAGCAGCGGCGCCGCAGCCUUCCUAUCGCGCUGCUUGUCGCCCCCCUCUCCAACCGCCGUGUCUAGCGCGCUGCGGCUGCUGCGAGGCAUCGGCGCGUUCGACAGCUCGGAGUCGCUCACCAGCCUGGGUCGGCACCUCAACCGCAUGCCGAUGGACCCACGGGUCGGCAAGGCGCUGGUGUACGGCUGCAUGCUGGGCUGCUUGGAUCCGGUGCUGACAGUGACAGCGGCCAUGGCGCAUGGCCGACCCGUGUUCCUCAACUUGCAGAGCGCCCUGGAGGGGGCGGCCGCAGCUCGGCAGCAGCUGCUGCGGUCCGCAGUCACAUCCCGCAGCGACCACAUUGCGCUGGUGGCGGCGUACAAUGGCUGGAUCAAGGCGGUUGAAAAGGGCGGUCGCUCCGCCGGCUCGCAGCUCUGCUCCGACUGCGGCCUCUCGGAGUCCUCGCUGGAGGCAAUUCGGGCGGGACGGGUUGAGUACGCGCGAGUGCUGGGGGAGCUCGGGUUCCUGGAGAGUGACCCGUGGGUCAUUGCGGCGGCAGCAGGCGCCGGGACCGGGGCUGGCCAGCAGCAGCAGGGCGGAGCAGACAAGGAGGACCCGGCGAACCGCAAUGCGGGUAACGCUCGCUUCUUGAAGGCGGCACUGUGUGCCGGGUUUUACCCGAGUGUGCUGCGAGUGCAACACCCCAAGACCAAGUACAAAGAGGUGUACGGCGGUACGGAGGAGGCGGAGGCGGACGCCAAGGACGUCAAGCUGUUCGACCGGGAGCGCGGCCGCGUGUUCCUGCACCCCGGCUCCGUGUGCUUCAGCGUGGGCAAGUACGAGAGCGGGUGGCUGGUAUACACGCAGAUGACGGAGAUGAUUCGCGAUGGUCGCCCCAAGCUGCUGGUCCGCGAGGCUUCCAUGGUGCCCGUCUACUCGCUGCUGCUGUUCGGGGGCGAGGUGGCGGUGGAGCAUGCG
Astrephomene gubernaculifera is the source of this 1620-nucleotide messenger RNA. The record is from the annotation of a GenBank genome assembly. Lineage: Eukaryota; Viridiplantae; Chlorophyta; Chlorophyceae; Chlamydomonadales; Astrephomenaceae.